AUAAUUCCAGAAAUAACCUCAAAACUUUCACAUGUUUUCAGUUCUACCCUUCGUUCCACUUCAAUCCACACUCUUCUACUCAUAAGUGAUGAUUCCAUUGCAAUUUACUACACAUUUUUACAAUUAAGAUUGUUUCUAGUAAGCCCAAUUUGAUUUUUCUCUCUGUAAUGAGUCUUCCAUCCUUUAAAUGGCUCGAUUUUCUUGUUAUUUUUUCCUUUUACUCUUCAUUUUCACCAUAAACCCUUGUCUCGCCGUUGUUCAAAUUGAUGAAUUCUCGAUCAUCGACUCGGACCUCCUCUCUUCUCACGGUGACUACUCUCCGCCUUCUCCUCCGCCGCCUUCCUUGCCGCCGCUUCCUCCGUCUCUUUCGUGUGAGGAAGAUUUAAACGGAAUUGGCUCACUGGACACUGUAUGUGAGCUCAAUUCCAGCUUCAGUUUUGACGGCGAUGUGUAUAUAGCAGGAAACGGAAGCUUCCACGUGCUUCCUAAUGUCAUUUUGAGUUGCCCUAUGAAGGGCUGCUCAAUUUCCAUCAAUGUGAGUCGUGGGGAAUUCAGUUUGGGGCAGAACGCCGGCGUAUUUACCGGGACAUUGUUUGUUUCGGCGAGGAAUGCGAGUUUUUCUAAAGGUUCAGUGGUAAAUGUAAGCAGCUUAGCCGGUCAACCCCCGGCUCAGACGAGUGGAACCCCUUCGGGGAUUCAAGGUGCGGGCGGGGGCCAUGGUGGAAGAGGCGCAAGUUGCGUGUCGGAUAAUAUGAAACUGCCGGACGAUGUGUGGGGAGGAGAUGCUUACUCUUGGUCAUCUUUGGAUAAGCCUUGGAGUUACGGGAGUAAAGGAGGGACGACUAGUAAAGAAGAGGAUUAUGGAGGGGAAGGUGGUGGGAGGAUAAGGUUAGAGGUGGAGGAGGCCAUUGAAAUUGGAGGGAGUUUGUUGGCAAAUGGAGGUGAUGGUGGUGUAAAAGGCGGUGGAGGCUCAGGUGGAAGUAUUUAUAUCAAGGCUCAUAGAAUGUAAUUUAAUUUGUUUUCCCCUGCUCAUCAGUUUUGUAGGUUUCACGUGAGUUGAACUUUAACUGCUAUGAUGAUAUAAUUGUUUUGUGUAGUUGAUUGAUUUAUGAUGCUUUAGUUCGUCUUGAUACUGAUUGUCUUCAAUUGCCGUAAAUAACUUUGCCAAAUGGUCCCCUUUUCUUAAGUAUAGACUGAACUUUCUAAGCAUAGUCAACACUGAUACAUUUAUGCAUUUAUUGCAAAUAUGACAUUGUAUUUAUUUUGUCGUCAAGGAUGUUGUGGUUAUAAAUUGGGAGGUCAGGAUGCUUCAUCUGAGAAAAAGAGUGAGGAUGAAAGUAAAAAAAAAAAAAAAAUGAGAGGAAGUCAAAGUAAAUUCAAAGUUUAAAGAAAGAAGAUGCAUAAGGCUCUGGAGGAACUUAUGGCAUUUUUAGAAAAGAGAGAGUGUGAGUGGAUGUCUAAGAUAAGGACUUUCAGAAUUUGGCUACAAAGUUCAGUGAUGAUUUAAGUUACAGUUGGAAUACCUUUGCUGGAAUUUUCAAGCCUGCAGUUUCUAGAAAUUAGAUGAAAUUUAUAUGUGGACCAACAUGUUGAGAAAUCCUAUGCUUUUUCUCCCAUACUUGUGGUUUUGAAGUUAUUGACUGGAAGCGGCUGGUUAAGUGCGUCUGGGGGGAAUGGAUUUGCUGGAGGUGGUGGUGGAAGAAUUUCGAUUAAUGUUUUUAGUAGGCAUGAUGAUACAGAAUUCUUUAUUCAUGGAGGAAAAAGUUUUGGCUGUCCCGAUAACUCAGGUGCUGCAGGUACAUAUUAUGAUGCUGUUCCUCAGAGUCUAAUUGUUAGCAACCACAACUUGUCCACAAAUACUGACACACUUCUAAUGGAGUUCCCUAAACAACCACUUUGGACAAAUGUGCAUGUGCGAGAUCAUGCCAAGGCUUCUGUUCCUUUGCUUUGGAGCCGUGUUCAGGUUAGGGGACAAAUUCGCUUAUCGUGCGGUGCAGUGCUAAGCUUUGGUCUUGCUCAUUUUGUUUCGUCUGAGUUUGAAUUGAUGGCGGAAGAACUUUUGAUGAGUGAUUCAAUUCUCAAGAUAUAUGGGGCUCUUCGUAUGUCUGUCAAAAUGCACUUGAUGUGGAAUUCGAAAAUGCUUAUAGAUGGUGGUGCUGAUGCUAUUGUGGCAACAUCCUUGCUUGAGGCCAGCAAUUUGGUAGUUCUAAGGGAAUCUUCUGUAAUACAUUCUAAUGCAAAUUUGGGAGUUCAUGGACAAGGAUUUUUGAAUUUAUCUGGACCAGGGGAUACAAUUGAAGCACAGCGUCUGAUCCUCUCAUUAUUUUUUAGUAUUAAAGUUGGACCUGGGUCUAUUCUGCGAGGUCCCCUGGAAAAUGUCAGUGACAAUGAUAUGGCACCACGGCUUUACUGUGAAUUUCAAGAUUGCCCUAUUGAAUUGCUUCACCCACCUGAGGACUGCAACGUGAAUUCUUCCUUAUCCUUCACCCUUCAGAUAUGUCGUGUUGAAGAUAUUAUAAUUGAGGGCAUUGUAACAGGAUCUGUUGUACAUUUUCACUGGGUUAGAACUGUUGUCGUCCAUUCUUCUGGUGAAAUUACCACGUCAGCUUUGGGAUGCACUGGUGGGGUGGGUAGGGGAACAGUACUCAAUAAUGGUCUUGCUGGAGGUGGAGGGCAUGGUGGCAGAGGUGGGAAGGGAUAUUAUGAUGGCAGUUUUAUCGAAGGUGGUGUUUCUUACGGAGAUGCUGAGUUGCCUUGUGAACUUGGUAGUGGUAGUGGAAAUGAUAGUCUUGCUGGUGCAACUGCUGGUGGUGGAAUAAUAGUAAUGGGUUCACUGGAGCACUCACUCUCAAGUUUGUCUGUAUAUGGUUCCCUUAGAGCUGAUGGAGAAAGCUUUGGAGAAGUUAUCAGAAAGCAAGAUCAUAGUACCAUUUCAAACAUUGGUCCCGGUGGUGGGUCUGGUGGAACCAUCCUUUUAUUUGUUCAUUCAAUCAUGCUUGCUGCUUCUUCUGUUAUCUCAACUGCUGGAGGACAUGGCAGCCCAAGUGGUGCUGGUGGUGGAGGUGGUGGACGAGUUCACUUUCAUUGGUCAGAUAUCCCAACCGGGGAUGCGUACCAACCCAUAGCAAGUGUGAAAGGAAGCAUUAAUACCAGGGGAGGCUUUGGCAGAGGUCAGGGUCACACUGGAGAAAAUGGCACUAUCACCGGAAAGGCCUGUCCUAAAGGGCUUUAUGGUAUCUUUUGUGAGGAAUGCCCCCUUGGGACGUUUAAAAAUGUCAGUGGAUCUGAUAGAGUCCUUUGUCAUAGUUGCCCAGCUGAUGAGCUUCCAAGUCGAGCCAUAUAUGUUGAUAUUCGGGGUGGUGUCACUGAUCGCCCCUGCCCUUACAAGUGCAUAUCUGAAAGAUAUCAUAUGCCACACUGUUACACCGCACUUGAAGAGUUGGUAUAUACCUUUGGCGGGCCAUGGUUUUUUGGUCUUAUUCUUUUAGGCCUCCUCAUCCUUUUAGCACUAGUUCUUAGUGUUGCAAGGAUGAAAUAUGUUGGUGGAGAUGAAUUACCAGCUCUCAUGCCUGCUCAUCGUGGCUCUCAAAUAGAUCACUCAUUCCCUUUCCUAGAGUCAUUGAAUGAGGUUUUGGAGACAAAUAGAACUGAGGAAUCCCAGAGUCAUGUUCACAGAAUGUAUUUUAUGGGAUCAAAUACAUUUACUGAACCUUGGCAUCUUCCUCAUGUUCCGCCCACACAAUUAAUUGAAAUUGUGUAUGAGGAUGCCUUUGAGAGAUUUGUGGAUGAGAUUAAUGAUUUAGCUGCGUAUCAGUGGUGGGAAGGAUCAAUCUACAGCAUUCUUUCUAUUCUUGCAUAUCCACUUGCAUGGUCCUGGCUACAGCAAUGCCGGAAAAGGAAAUUGCAACAGCUACGUGAAUUUGUUCGAUCUGAAUAUGAUCAUUCUUGCCUUCGUUCUUGCCGUUCACGCGCAUUGUAUGAAGGACUUAAGGUUGCUGCAACUGCUGAUCUGAUGCUUGCGUAUGUGGACUUUUUCCUUGGUGGAGAUGAAAAGAUAGGUGACCUUCCUUUUCGUCUUUAUCAAAGAUUUCCAAUUUCUUUGGUUUUUGGAGGAGAUGGAAGUUACAUGGCUCCUUUUUCUCUUCAAAGUGAUAACAUUCUUACGAACUUAAUGAAUCAGUGUGUUCCACCAACCAUGUGGUAUCGACUAGUGGCUGGUUUAAAUUCUCAGUUGCGCCUUGUUCGCUAUGGACAUUUGAAACUAACUUUUGGCCAUGUUAUUAGCUGGCUUGAAACACAUGUAAACCCUACCAUAGUUGCAUAUGGUGUACGUGUUGAUCUUGCAUGGUUUCAGCCAACAUCUUCUGGUUAUUGUCAGUACGGACUUGUGGUAUCUGCCACCAGCAAUGAGAAUGUGCAGUACUGGACUGAAGGUCAAGAUAGAUAUUUUCCUUCUAUGGAGCAAUUAAGUUGGUCUGGUGCUAGUAGGGGAGACUCAGGUGGUCGUCCAGGAGCUAGUGAAUAUUUAAGGAUAUUUGGAGGGAUAUUGCAUGCAAAAAACUUACAAACACUUAAAAUGAGGAGGGCGAUUUGUUAUCCCUUUUCACUUAUAGUUUGCAAUACCAAGCCUGUUGGUCAUCAGGAUCUUGUCGGUUUGCUUGUCUCUAUAUUACUUUUGGGAGAUUUUAGCUUAGUUUUGCUUACUUUGCUACAGAUGUAUUCUAUAUCACUGUUAGACUUCGUUUUAGUUUUUUUCAUCCUUCCUUUUGCAAUAUUUCUUCCGUUCCCGGCUGGUAUCAGUGCCUUGUUCAGUCAUGGACGAAGACAAUCAGCUGGCCUUGCACGUGUAUAUGCACUAUGGAAUAUCACAUCGUUGAUCAAUGUUAUAACUGCCUUUGUGUGUGGAUUUCUACAUUACUGGAGCCAUUCAAGCAGGAAACAUAUGAGCAUUCAGUCAUGGAAUUUUAGCAUGGAUGAAAGUGAAUGGUGGAUGCUUCCUUCUGGAUUAGUUGUCUGUAAAAUAAUCCAAGCAAGACUUAUUGAUUUCCAUGUGGCUAACCAAGAAAUUCAAGAUCACUCUUUAUAUAGCACUGAUCCUGAUGUGUUCUGGCAAUCUUGAAGUAAAACCGUUCUUCCUUCUUUCUUUCCCUGAAUACUUGAAUCAUAAGUAAAACAGCAUUUAGGAAACCCAUUUUUCUUUCCCCAAUUUGGUGUGAUGGAUUUGAGUAGUGGAGGAAUUUAAGUAUGAGUGGCACUUGAAUUUUGUAAAUGAUAGAUACUUCUAUAUAUGAUUUAUUUUCAUAUAUAUGCACAUACACAACAUUGUAAGAAUCAAUGAACCGAACCGUUGUUUGAUACCCAAAUCAAUUAACGUGAUUAAGAUUUUUAUUUUAUUUUAA
Gossypium arboreum is the source of this 5399-nucleotide messenger RNA. RefSeq lists its product as uncharacterized. The record is from RefSeq and is a predicted model, not a curated record. Bases 1874 to 5119 code for a protein of 1081 amino acids. NCBI's taxonomy places the organism in Eukaryota, Viridiplantae, Streptophyta, Magnoliopsida, Malvales, Malvaceae. The transcript is spliced from 22 exons.